Molecule: messenger RNA, 2084 nt
Organism: Trachymyrmex cornetzi
Lineage: Eukaryota; Metazoa; Arthropoda; Insecta; Hymenoptera; Formicidae
Product: ALG1, chitobiosyldiphosphodolichol beta-mannosyltransferase
Exons: 6
Coding region: 57-1364 (435 amino acids)
Cellular component (GO): endoplasmic reticulum
Molecular function (GO): mannosyltransferase activity
Source: RefSeq, a predicted model, not a curated record
AUCUAUUGGUUCUCUGCGCGAAUCAGCUGUUUUGUCGUGUUCCGUUCUCAUUUGAAAUGUUGAUGCUAAUAUUCCUGCUAUUCCCGCUGAUUCUUUUUGUUAUGCGUAAAUUCUACCUGAACAAAUUCAAAUCCGGCAAUAAUGUUUGCGUGCUGGUACUUGGUGAUAUUGGCAGAAGUCCGCGAAUGCAAUAUCAUGCAAUUUCCUUCGCCCGAGAAGGUUUCACCGUGGAUGUUGUAGGUUAUCCCGGCUCACCGCCGAUGAAGGAGAUCAGUGAAAAUGCGCGCAUACAGGUCCACUAUCUGCGACCGCCUCCUGAGUUACGAAAUAAAUUGCCACGUCUUUUUUGUUACAUAAUAAAAGUUAUAUGGCAAAUGACUGAUCUUUUAUGGUUGUUUCUUCGUAAACGCCUAUCAGAUUCAGUAAUAACACAGAAUCCACCUGCAAUACCAACCAUUCCAAUAUGCUGGUUUUAUUGUAUUCUAACAGAGGCACAAUUUACAAUUGAUUGGCAUAAUUAUGCCCAUUCAAUUAUGGCAUUGAGCUUGGGAGAAAACCAUAUCUUAGUUAGAUUAUCAAAAAAUAUCGAGACAAUGUUUGGUUGCAGAGCAAAGAAUAAUUUCUGUGUCAGCAAAGCAAUGAAAGAAGAUUUGGAAAAGAAAUGGACUAUCCAAGCAAAGAUUUUAUAUGAUAGACCAACAGAUAAAUUCCGUCCAAUAACUUUAACAGAGAAGAAUGAGUUUUUGCAAGAAUUAGCUGAAACAUAUGGUAUAUAUAUACCACCCAUAAGAUCUGGCUUUAUUGUAUCUAGUACUAGUUGGACUGAAGAUGAAGAUUUCUCAAUUUUGCUAAACGCAUUACAAGAAUAUGAGAACGUAUGUGAAAAUGGCGAAUUAAACUUGCCAGAUUUAAUUUGCGUAAUAACAGGUAAAGGACCGUUAAAGGAUUUUUAUAUGGCAAUCAUUGAUUUAAAAAAAUGGAAGCAUGUUGAAAUAAAGACACCAUGGCUCAAGAAUGAGGAAUACCCCAAAAUAUUAGCUAGUGCAGACUUAGGUGUGUGUCUUCACACCUCAUCCAGUGGACUGGAUUUACCAAUGAAAGUCGUAGAUAUGUUUGGCUGCCGUUUACCAGUUUGCGCAUACAAUUUUAAUUGCUUAUCGGAGUUAGUAAAGCAUAAUGAGAAUAGUUUGGUAUUCGCGGACGAAAAGGAGCUGGCUGAACAAUUGAAGAUGUGGUUUCAAGAUUUCCCCAAUAACAAGGCCCAACAACAAUUACGUGAAAAGUUUCAAGAAAACAUGUUUACAUCUCAGCAGAAUUGGCAUGGUAACUGGAGGCUCAACGUGUUGCCUCAUUUUCAAAAGUGAUUUGAUUAUAUUGUUCCAUUGUAUUUCCAUAAAUUGGGAGUGACAUUUAUUAUAUUAAUAUGUAAGAAUAUUUUAUUAUGUUUUAUAAUGUAUAAUAAAGUAUAAGAUUUUAAUUUGUAAAAAUAUGGACCAUUAAUGUUACAAAGUUAUAGUUGAUGAUUUUCUUGACGUCAUACUCAUUAUUGUAUGUUUGAUAUCUUUAAGUUUCUCAGAGAAAUAAGAAGAUCCAAUCUUGAUUGCAACGACACUUAUACCGGUAGAUAUAAGACAUGCUUGACCAAGUUGCUCCUUCUUACAUAUAUAAAUGUAAGGUAUUUCUUUUGCCUCCGCUAAUUUUAUCAAAUGUGUGAGAAAAUCCAAUGGUACCAUCAAAUGCGUUGCAUUUUCGGCAAGUACAAUAAAUUCCACUAAAUUUCGUUUCAUUGAGCUUAUCACAUCUGUCAAUCCGAUGAAUAACAUAUUUCUCUCCACAUAAUACAUUUGUCGAAUCAAUGUUAGUAAUUCGUUACAUAAUUUCUUUGUUACAGUGAGGUCAGCAAUACACUUACAUUCUUCAGACUAUGCAAAAAUGAAUAAGAAUUAGUGUAAACAUUUAAACUGAAAGCACAGAAGCGUUAUUUUUGCAUAACGCUGCAUAAGGUGUAAGAGAAUCAACUAAUCAAAAUUUUUCAUUUCAUAUUCUGCUUGGUUGAUUUUUUUAUGCCUUAUACAAGUCUUUGU